CGCGCGGCCUACCGACCGAACGCACGCGCAAACCAUGCGCAGCGACGCUGUCCCGCGAGUGCACUCCUCGUUACAUUGUGAAGUGAUAUACAGUAUAAACACGGAUUACAACAACGAUAAUCUCCACAACAUAUACUGAACAAAUAUUAAUUAAAAAUGGCGACGUCAGGAGGGAAACGGCGGGAAGAGGGCAGCGAUAAUUCCGAUGAUGAGCUUACACCGCUCGCUAACGAAAUCUAUGGUGGAAGCCAAAGGACAGUACAAGAAACGAAAGGAUGGGACGUGUUCCGGGAGUUUCCACCGAAGCAGGACAGUGGGUCUAUGGAGACUCAGAAAUGUUUGGAAUUCACAGUGCGGUUGCUGAAGGUGACGGCAUAUCUAGUCGUCUUCAUUGUGGUCCUCGGGUCCGGAGUCGUAGCAAAGGGCAGCACGCUCUUUAUGACAUCACAGCUAAGAAAGGACAGGCGGAUUGCGUAUUGUAAUAGGAAUUUAGGUAGGGAUAAACAGUUUAUAGUAAGUCUUCCAGACGAAGAGCGAGUGGCUUGGAUGUGGGCUAUUUUGGCUGCGUUCGCCAUACCAGAAAUAGGAACACUCAUUAGAUCAGUGAGGAUAUGCUUCUUCAAAACAUCCAGACGACCGACAAGUGCACAAUUCGCAGUGAUUUUCAUAGCGGAGACGUUGCAUACGAUAGGAAUGGGCCUCCUUUUCUUCAUGAUCCUACCUGAACUGGACGUGGUCAAAGGGGCUAUGAUUACCAACUGCCUUUGUAUCAUUCCGGCAGUCUUGGGCCUGCUCUCACGCAACCACCGAGACUCGAAGCGGUUCAUGAAAGUGAUCGUGGACAUAGCGGCGAUUGUUGCACAAGUCACAGGGUUCAUUGUAUGGCCACUAUUAGAGAACAAGCCUGUCCUCUGGUUGAUACCAGUUGCAUCGAUAUGUAUUUCUUUGGGAUGGUGGGAGAACUAUGUAACACGACAGAGCCCGAUAGGUAUAAUCAAAAGUUUGGGCAGAUUAAAGGAUGAAUUAACGUUCACCCGCUAUUACACUUACCGUUUUAUAUCUGUUUGGAAAAUCUUGGUGUUCCUCAUGUGCAUUCUCUUCAUGAUCUGGCUUGAUGGUGACGAGCCUGCCAUGUUCUUCCAAUUGUUUAAUGCUGGUUUCGGACCACAUAGUAUCGUUGUUGAAGAGGUACAAAUCCAAUUAGGUGGAACCGUAAUUCCUGAUUUAGCUAAUGUUACUCUAACCGGAGACUCAGUAGAGGUCGCAGCUGCAUACAAAUCCGCAUUCUACGUGAUGCUUAUCCAAAUAUUUGCAGCGUACAUCUGCUACAUAUUUGGAAAGUUCGCUAGUAAGAUUCUCAUCCAAGGCUUCAGUUAUGCGUUCCCUAUCAACCUCGUCAUUCCUUUGGUUGUCAAUUUGUUGAUUGCUGCGUGUGGUAUUAGAAAUGGUGACAAUUGCUACUUCCAUGGAACCGUUCCUGAUUAUCUUUACUUCGAGAGUCCACCAGUGUUCACGCUCAGCGAUUUCAUAUCUCGUCAAAUGGCAUGGAUUUGGCUACUAUGGCUAUUGUCACAAACGUGGAUCACCAUACACAUCUGGACACCAAAACCAGAACGUUUGGCCUCUACGGAGAAGUUGUUCGUAAUGCCAAUGUAUAACGGCUUACUUAUAGAUCAGAGUAUGGCACUCAAUAGAAAGAGGAAUGAUCAGAGAGAUGUUAAGACUGAGGACCUCGCAGAAAUUGAAAAAGAAAAAGGCGAUGAAUACUACGAAACUAUAUCGGUUCACACGGAUAACACCGGUUCUUCUCCGAAAGCUAUUAAGUCAUCAGAUCAGAUUACCAGGAUAUACGCAUGCGCUACUAUGUGGCACGAAACUAAAGACGAGAUGAUAGAGUUCUUGAAGUCCAUUCUUCGGUUAGAUGAGGAUCAGUGCGCUCGGCGUGUAGCUCAAAAGUAUUUACGAGUCGUUGACCCUGAUUAUUAUGAAUUCGAAACACAUAUUUUCUUAGACGACGCCUUCGAAAUAUCAGAUCACAGUGAUGAUGAUUCGCAAGUGAAUCGAUUCGUGAAACUGCUUGUGGACACUAUUGAUGAAGCAGCUUCCGAAGUACAUCAGACGAAUAUUCGCAUUCGACCACCUAAGAAGUAUCCAGCACCUUACGGAGGACGUUUGACAUGGGUGCUGCCAGGAAAGACAAAGAUGAUUUGUCAUUUGAAGGAUAAGGCAAAGAUUCGUCACAGGAAACGUUGGUCUCAGGUGAUGUACAUGUACUACCUACUCGGUCACCGACUAAUGGAACUGCCAAUAUCUGUGGAUCGUAAAGAAGUUAUGGCUGAGAACACGUUUUUGCUGACUCUGGACGGAGACAUCGAUUUCCAGCCUCAUGCUGUACGUUUGCUUAUUGAUUUGAUGAAGAAGAACAAGAAUCUGGGAGCUGCUUGCGGUCGUAUUCAUCCUGUAGGCUCUGGUCCUAUGGUGUGGUAUCAAAUGUUCGAGUACGCUAUUGGUCAUUGGCUGCAAAAGGCGACUGAACACAUGAUUGGCUGUGUACUCUGUAGCCCUGGAUGCUUCUCCCUAUUCAGAGGAAAGGCUUUGAUGGAUGACAACGUCAUGAAGAAGUAUACUUUAAGGUCUGAUGAAGCUCGGCAUUACGUACAGUACGAUCAAGGGGAAGAUAGAUGGCUAUGUACGCUUUUACUUCAACGUGGUUACCGUGUAGAGUACUCAGCUGCCUCCGACGCCUAUACUCACUGUCCCGAAGGUUUCAACGAGUUCUACAAUCAACGUCGUCGCUGGGUGCCUUCCACCAUCGCCAAUAUUAUGGACUUGCUUGCCGAUUACAAACACACUAUCAAAAUUAACGAUAACAUCUCCAGUCCUUAUAUCGCAUAUCAGAUGAUGUUGAUGGGUGGUACGAUCUUGGGUCCCGGAACUAUAUUCCUUAUGUUGGUGGGUGCCUUCGUGGCUGCUUUCCGAAUCGACAACUGGACUUCUUUCGAAUAUAACUUGUAUCCCAUUUUGAUAUUCAUGUUUGUUUGCUUUACGAUGAAAUCCGAAAUUCAAUUACUGGUAGCUCAGAUAUUAUCGACGGCAUAUGCCAUGAUAAUGAUGGCUGUGAUCGUCGGUACCGCGCUUCAGUUAGGCGAGGACGGUAUCGGAUCUCCUUCGGCUAUAUUCUUGAUAUCACUUACGAGUUCGACCUUCAUAGCCGCUUGCUUGCAUCCGCAGGAGUUCUGGUGUAUCGUACCAGGAAUAAUUUAUCUUUUAUCUAUACCCUCUAUGUACUUGCUUUUGAUUUUAUAUUCGAUUAUAAAUCUAAACGUAGUAUCUUGGGGUACUCGAGAAGUAGCAGUUAAGAAGACGAAGAAGGAAAUUGAAGCAGAAAAGAAAGAAGCGGAAUUAGCAAAGAAAUCGGCCAAACAGAAGUCCCUCUUAGGUUUCCUUCAAGGAGUAAACAGCAAUGAAGAAGAAGGAUCUAUUGAAUUCUCGUUCGCUGGUUUAUUCAAGUGUCUAUUGUGUACUCACCCGAAAGGAAAUGAAGAGAAAGUGCAACUUUUGCAUAUUGCAUCUACUUUGGAGAAAUUGGAAAAGAAACUAGAAACUGUUGAGAGGGCUGUCGAUCCUCAUGGAAUGAGCAGAGGACGUAAACUAUCGGUUGGACCAAGAGGUAGCACUGCUGGAGAUCAUGGUUUGGACGCUCUGGCUGAAGGACCAGAAGAAGACGGCGACUCAGAUUCUGAAACCGACACUCUUUCUACUACGCCAAGAGAAAAGAGAGAUGAUCUCAUAAACCCUUACUGGAUUGAGGAUCCUGAGUUGAAGAAGGGUGAAGUAGAUUUUUUGAGUCCCGCUGAAUUAUCUUUCUGGAAAGAUCUCAUUGACAAAUAUUUAUAUCCUAUCGAUGCUAACAAGGACGAGCAGGCACGAAUUGCAGCAGACUUGCUUGAACUUCGCAAUAAGUCGGUUUUCGCAUUUGUUAUGUUCAAUGCUUUAUUCAUAUUGAUAGUGUUUUUAUUACAACUGAACAAAGAUCAACUCCACGUGAUUUGGCCUUUGGGAAUUAAGACAAAUAUAACGUACAUCGAGGAAACAGGCGAGGUGUUAAUUUCAAAAGAAUAUCUGCAACUGGAGCCUAUUGGUUUAGUGUUCGUAUUCUUCUUCGCCUUGAUCUUGGUGAUACAGUUCUCCGCCAUGUUGUUCCAUAGAUUUGGAACCAUCUCGCACAUAUUAGCGUCGACAGAACUGAACUGGUUCUGUUCUAAGAAGUCCGACGACUUAUCUCAAGACGCACUACUAGAUAAGAAUGCAAUAGCAAUAGUGAAAGACCUGCAGAAAUUAAAUGGUCUGGACGACGAUUAUGAUAACGACUCUGGCUCGGGUCCUCAUAACGUCGGUAGAAGAAAGACCAUUCACAAUUUGGAGAAGGCGAGACAGAAGAAGAGGAAUAUAGGCACAUUAGACGUGGCCUUCAAGAAGAGAUUCUUUAAUAUGAACGCAAAUGAUGGGCCAGGUACACCAGUACUUAAUCGCAAGAUGACGUUGCGACGAGAAACGCUAAAGGCUUUAGAGACGAGAAGAAAUUCAGUGAUGGCUGAAAGAAGGAAAUCUCAGAUGCAAACACUUGGUGCCAAUAACGAAUAUGGAGUGACAGGAAUGCUCAAUAAUAACUUAAAUGUUGGGCCUCGGCACAGAACAUCAAAUGCCAACAUAUCAGUGAAAGACGUUUUCGGCGAGCCAAACGGAGGUCAGGUCAACCGAGGCUACGAAACCACCCUGGGCGACGAAGACGACACCAACUCAAUGAGAUUACAACCUAGACAAAACCAAGUUUCCUUCCAGGGUAGAUUCUAAAAGAGUUGUCAAACUAAGUGCCUAGGUUAAACAAAUGUAGAUACUAGAAAUAUAGACUGUAGAAAUUUUUACAAUGAACAAACUCAGCAGCUGUUUGCGUGAGUCAUGUAUUGCUUGUGAUAUAUACUUUUUUAGGUCGUGACAGCAAUGUGCCGUCAUUAAAUACCAACAUCGGACAAUUUACAGCUUUAUUGUAAGAUAAAACAUACGAAUUUACACUGCCACUUAACUUUACAUAUUAUUAUAUUGAUCUUUUUAUACCUAUUAAAAUAAUAUCUUUGUAUUAAAGAUUUUUGUUUUAGUUCUUAUGAAUGUAGACAUCGAAUUAGUGUUGUAUGUAUUAAAUGAGAUUAAAUUAA
Messenger RNA from Spodoptera litura, 5213 nucleotides. It is a transcript of the gene kkv, whose product is annotated as hyaluronan synthase-like protein kkv. Gene Ontology annotation, cellular component: cell periphery; cell septum. Gene Ontology annotation, biological process: chitin biosynthetic process. NCBI's taxonomy places the organism in Eukaryota, Metazoa, Arthropoda, Insecta, Lepidoptera, Noctuidae. The record is from RefSeq and is a predicted model, not a curated record. Gene Ontology annotation, molecular function: chitin synthase activity.